AGUAGAGAGAGUGUUUGCAAGUGUUUACAUUGUUUAUAUAUAUUUUUCUCUGCCGUUUUCUUGUUAUUCCUACAAUUUUUAUUAUUAUUUAACAAUUUCAUUUUUGAUUUCUUAAACAUAUCAAAGAAAACAAAAAGCUUACCAUAAAAUCGUAAAAGAAACAAAUGAAAAAUGCGUAAUAAAAAAACUAUUUAAUGAAAAGUUACAAAUUAUGGCGACGCCUCCUCAUUAAUGAUUAAUUUUGCAAAAAGUGAAGAAAAACGAAAAAAAUAGAAUUAUAAUUUGGUGAUUGGAUACGUCAUACUAAAACAAAAUGCUGGUUAAUAGACAAACAAGUAUAUAAUAUACAAAUUAGACCAACCAUAUAAUAAAAUACAAAACGAUGUGAAAAAAUUUAUUAAAAUCAUCAUCAUGAAUAUAAUAAAAAUGUAUACCAUAUUUAAAGAGAGAACUAAAAAAAUUAAACAAAUUUCUUUCUAAGCAGACUAAAAAAACAACAAAAUACAAAAACUUGUUUUUUUCGACAAUUUUUAUUCCCAUACGGAAUGUAUGUUUGUGUGCGAGUAAUGUAUAGACGUUACAGUUAAAUUAAAGUGGUUGGUUUUUUUAUUUAAGUGAAAGAAGUGAAUGUAUAAAAUAAAAAAACAAAGUAUAAAGUGAAGUGGCUUAAGUUCAAAUUUCGUGAAAAAAUUAUUAUGCCAAUUAUACUACAAAAAAAAAAAACAAAUAAAAAGUCAUAACAAAAGAGUAACAAACCAACAAUAUAUAAUACAAGACAAAGAAAACCAAGAAAGACCAACUAGGAAGUAACUAACUAAAUCAUUAUUGUUGUUGUUGUCUUUUUUUAAUUUUCAAUUGUUUAUGUUUUUGGUUUCUCAUGUGUGGUGUUUCUCAGUACAAUACACACCAACAACUUAAACCUCAUCAUCUUCGUCAUCAUUUGAACCAUCAACCAACCUUAACGUAAUCAACAAAAGGAACAACAUAAAAGUUAAAUAACAACAACAACAAGAAAAAUAACACCAGCAAGAUGUCAUCAUCGAUUAAAGUUGCUGUCAGGGUUCGUCCCUUUAAUGCAAGGGAAGUGGAUAUGGAUGCUCAGUGUAUUGUGGAAAUGGAAAGUAAAAAAACUCGUUUGCUCAAGCCAAAAGUACAAUCAAUGCGUGAUACACAGUUUCAUGAUUUUACAUUCGAUUACUCCUAUUGGUCAUUUGACAAAGAAGACAAACACUUUGCCACACAACAACAAGUCUACAGUGACUUGGGUACAGAUGUUAUUGAUUGUGCCUUUGAAGGUUACAAUGCUUGCGUGUUUGCUUACGGCCAAACAGGCUCCGGUAAAACAUUUACUAUGAUGGGCACCAGUGAUAACCCUGGCCUUAUACCACGUAUUUGUUCGGAACUUUUUGCUCGCAUGCGUGUUGGCCAGGAGUCGGGCACCAGUUAUAAAACACAUGCCAGUUAUUUGGAAAUUUAUAAUGAACGUGUUAAAGAUUUACUGGGUCCUCAGUCUAGUGGUCAUGGUCUGAGAGUUAGAGAACAUCGCACUUUGGGUCCAUAUGUUGAGAAUUUAUCACAACAUUCUGUAGCUGAUUUCGAGGAAAUUCAAGAGUGUAUAGCUCGUGGUAAUGUACAACGCACAACGGCCAGUACAAAUAUGAAUGAUACCAGUAGUAGAAGUCAUGCCAUAUUUACCAUAACAUUUGUGCAAGCGGGCUUUAUGAAUGAUAUGCCUAGUGAGACAGUAUCGAAAAUACAUUUAGUGGAUUUGGCAGGAAGUGAACGAGCUAAUGCCACGGGCGCCACUGGACAACGUUUAAAAGAGGGAGCCCAUAUUAACAAAUCAUUGGUUACUUUGGGCAGUGUUAUUUCGGCCUUGGCAGAACAAAGCAAUUCCUCGGGAUUAAAUACCACGGGUGGCAAUUCAAAACGUGUUUUAUAUAUACCCUAUCGUGAUUCCAUUCUCACCUGGUUGCUGAAAGACAGUUUGGGAGGCAAUAGUAAAACUAUUAUGAUAGCUGCUCUUUCGCCGGCCGAUUGUAAUUACAGUGAAACCUUAAGUACUUUGCGUUAUGCCAACCGCGCUAAGAAUAUCAUCAAUAAACCAACAAUCAAUGAAGAUCCUAAUGUUAAACUUAUACGUGAAUUGCGUGAUGAAAUCAAUAAACUGAAAUCCAUGUUAAAUGGAGAUGUGCAUGCCCUGCAGCCUUCUCUUAAAAUGUUGGAAGAUUUACAAAAGAAAGAGGCUCAGGAGAAACAUCUUACCGAAGAAUGGACUGAAAAAUGGAAGGAAGCUCAAUCUAUUUUACAAGAACAAAAAAGUUUGGGUUUACGCAAAUCCGGUGUGGGUGUUGUAUUGGACUCAGAAAUGCCUCAUCUUAUUGGCAUACAUAAUGAUAUAACUACCGGUGUUACUUUAUACAGUUUAAAAGAGGGUGAAACCUCUAUAGGUACCGAGGAGUCUGAAAUACCACCUGAUAUAGAGUUAAGUGGUGAUGGUAUACGUCCUCAACAUUGCAGUAUUGUACUCAAGGAUGGCAUUUGCACUUUGCAUCCCAAACCUUUGGCACAGUGUUGGCUUAAUGCCAAUCUUAUAGAUGAACCCACAAAUAUAUCUCAGGGUGAUAUUAUCCUCUUGGGACGCACCAAUAUUUUCCGUUUCAAUAACCCUACUGAGGCAGCUAGACUACGUAAAGAAUAUAGUCGCUCCCAAUUGGAUAUGUCUAGAUUAUCGUUGAUUACUUCAUCACGUGAAAAUCUUUUAACAUCCAGUUUUUGUUUGGAUGAUGAAUCAUCUUCUAUGAGUAGUAGUUUGAUUUCUUCUCCCUUCAAACGUAGUGAUAAACAGUACUACCCUACAAAACCCAUGUCACGUGAUGAUCCUGAGUUACAAGAUGAAAAUCGCAAAAUUUUAGAGACCAUAGAAAAUGCUCUCAAACAAUUAAAUAUUGAACGUGUUCAAAUGCAUGACCAGUACAAGAUUAAAGUACAAAAUUUAACUGAAGAACUUAAACGUUUAGAAAAAGAAGAGAAAAAUAGUUUGGAGUUGUUGCGCUGUCGCGAAGAAGAACUAAUGGCCAGAAAAGAUAUGUUACUUUGGGAGAAAAAUAAUGAAAAAGUACAGACUGAUAUUGUGUGUAGACAGAUCUCUGCUUUGCAAACCCAGCUCGACUCAAAAAAACGUGAUUUUUCUGAGUAUGUUGCCAAAGAGCUGCAAGAAUUGCAAGAUUGUGGCAAAUUAGAUGAGAUUGACAUAAAAGUGGAUCCUUCCGUCCCUUUGACCGACGAUUUAUUAUUGCUCGCAGCCGAUUCAUUAGACUUAUUUGCUUCACAAUUUAUUAAAGACACAGUUAAAAGAAAUAACGAAGACAUACAUCGUUUAGAUGAACAGGUGGCUGAAAAGGAACGUAUCUUAAAGGCCAGCACAACAAAAAUCGCACAAGUUGAUGAAAAUCUAUUACAAAUCGAAGAACAAUUGGAAAAGUUACGUUUGCAACGUUUACAAAAGGAAGCUGACUAUGACAAUGAUUUACAAAUGAAAAAAGAAAACUUAAAACUUAACCUCAACAAGAAAUCCACAACCGAUAUGAAUGUUCAGACCGAAAAUGACAUCUCAUCGAGAACUGAUACUUAUGAAACUACCUGUGAUACUUUUCAUACAGCUCAAACGAAUUGCUCCAAUCUCAGUUCACCGACAAUCGCAGAAGAUGAAAUAACGCCUCUGAGUAGUUGUACUCUGUCGUCGGGCGAAAUUGACGAUGUUGAUGAUAUUAACGACGAUGAUGACGAUACAAUUUCCGAUGGUAUACGAAAAUCAAAAUCAUCACCUUCCUCUUCAAUGGCCACAAACACAGAAGACACCCAGUCGAGUUCGAAAAGUGGCAGCAUAAGAAAAAACCUAAAUGUACCCAAUGCUGUAAUGAGUGACAGUGGCGUGUGCUUGGAUACGGUGGUGAAAUCUUCCAAUCUUAAUAAUUUGCACGACUUGACAACCUCUACAAAUAUGCCCCUAGAUAAUGAUAAUGCCUUAAAUCAUGCAGCAUGCAAUUCAGAUGAUGAGACAGCUUCAUGUUCAUCUUGUGAAAUUAGUGCUAAUUCUGAUAGCGUGCAGACACACUGUCCCAUGCACAGUUUACGACGUAAAAUUGCUGCACAAAAAGCUUUAAUUAUGAAAAAUCUCGAAAUGAAUGUCAACAAAACAAUGUUGGAUGAACAGAUAGCCGAGUUGCAAGAGUUGCAAAAACGUUAUGUUAAAAUUGAAAAGCAUAUGUUAGAAACGGGACAACAUACAAUGGAUGAACAUCAACUAUGUUGUCAAACGAAUGCAGAAGAACUAGAGUAUGACAAUGAAGAGGGAGUGGAAACAGCAUCCCGCUAUAGAGAUAUAACAUCUUCCAUGGAGAGUUCUAGUUAUAUGUCAAAUAUGACACGUUCUUGGCCUUCAGUUAGAGAUUUUUCGGAAACUGAACAUGUUAUUACUAUACCUACCUUUGUGAUACGGGGAGCUGGUAAACAGACACAUUAUGAAUAUGAAAUACGCAUAAUUUUGCCCGAUGGUAAAUUGAAUAUAAUGCGUCGUUAUAGCCGCUUUAGAGAGUUGCAUAUGAGUAUGAAGAAUACCUAUGGAGCCAAGAUUGCCGCUUUACCCUUUCCACGACGUGAACUAUUCUCCUCAAAUAGUGAAACUGUAGCUAAGCAUCGCAGGCGUUUGCUUGAAUUAUAUUUGCGCAGGCUAUUUGUAGUCUGCUCACGCAUACCACAGAGUCCCAUCUAUGAAGGAGCCGGUGGUCCCGGCCUUACCAGAGCCUCUUUGGCUCAAUUUUCGCCUUUCUUCAAGAAGGGCCUUUUCGAGAACGGCAGGCACGGGACGGGAUAAUAGUUACCCUACUGCUAAAUUAUCUCCUACCUACAGUGUGUCUUUUAAUAUAUUUUUAUUAUUUAUUAAGUUAUAUGUCACAAUCAUGAUGAUAAAUGUUAAACAACUUUACCCCUCAAAGGCGUUCGUUCAACAGGAGUUUUCCCUAAUCAAAAU
Molecule: messenger RNA, 5032 nt
Organism: Lucilia sericata (common green bottle fly)
Lineage: Eukaryota; Metazoa; Arthropoda; Insecta; Diptera; Calliphoridae
Gene: Klp98A
Product: kinesin-like protein Klp98A
Exons: 12
Coding region: 1031-4876 (1281 amino acids)
Biological process (GO): microtubule-based movement
Molecular function (GO): microtubule binding; microtubule motor activity; ATP binding
Source: RefSeq, a predicted model, not a curated record